Messenger RNA from Aedes aegypti (yellow fever mosquito), 1258 nucleotides. RefSeq names its product cuticle protein 12.5. The record is from RefSeq and is a predicted model, not a curated record. The coding region runs from base 431 to 826 and encodes 131 amino acids. The transcript has 3 exons. Lineage: Eukaryota; Metazoa; Arthropoda; Insecta; Diptera; Culicidae.
UGCCGUUGAUCGGGCGGCUCUUGUUCGCUGCAGUGGUAAGGCUUACACUACCAAAGCUCUUAGUCGCGCUACCCUUCGGCUCGGCUCUCUGGAAGGGGGUGGUGGAGGUUUGUUCUUUCUCAGCUCCACCACCGGAGCCGUCGUGAUACGCGGUAUGUUCUUAAUCUGCGGUAUUUGCACUAGUCGUGUGGCGUCCGUGUCUCUUUGUUGGGGUGUGUGAGUGCACCAGCAUGUGUCACCUUUCCUCGGCCAGAACCACGGCGCAGAGUUCAGAAGGGUACCAACCAGCCACCGAGAUUCUCCAACUAUAAAUAGUCAGGAUCAAAGCUCCGAAAAGCAUUCCAGUUCAGUGUGUCAAAGUGUAACAAGCCACAGCAGCUUUCUUAAGUUUUCUUCUCACAAACAAACAGAAAACCCAAACCACAUCAAAAUGUACAAGUUCUUGGCUCUCCCUCUGUUCUUCGCCGCCGUCUCGGCCGGAUACCUCGGAGCUCCUCUGGCCUACAGCGCCCCAGCCUAUGCCCACGCCGCCUACGGACCAGCUCCAUUGGCCGCUGCCUACCACGCCCCUCUGGCCUACCACGCUCCAGUCGUGAAGAGCAUUGCUGCCCCAGUUGCCUACCAUGCUCCAGUCGUUAAGGCCGUCGCUCCUCUGGCCACCUCGUACGCCAACACCUACAAGGUCUCCGUCAAGGCUCCAGUCGCCUAUGCUGCUCCAGCUUACGCCGCCCAUGCUUACGCCGCCCCAGCCUACCAUGCCCCAGCCGUCGUUGCCGCCCCAGCCUACCAUGCUCCUCUGGCCUAUGCCCACGGAUACCUGCACUAAGUAGCUAGAGCAUCGCCCUCCCCCCCUGCAACACAACCACCUGCCCCAUAUACUCUGGUGGUUCCCCUCUAGUGAAGAGGGGACCAUCGCCACCCACCACAACCUCCCUUUUCAUCACAACAUGCCACCAACCUAGUGAGCGCAGUGGGCUUAAGACAGUGAAGCUCGCGAUCGUUCUUUGCAGCAAUAGCAUUCCUGUAUACGGUGCCACCUCCUCUCUCUGUUAAGUCAUCAUCGAAUAGCAGCGUGUGUGUGCGCGUGCGUCCGUGCGUGCGUGCGCCAGAACAAAAUGAGUCUAAUUGUGUACAUAUGAUGUAUAGUUUUUUCUGUAUUUAUUUGUGAAGAAAAGCAACAAAAAAAGAAGCUGAAAAUUAUACGGAUAUCGAUUUAAUUUUUAACACGAUUAAAAAUUAAAUUGAUUCUACAGUUGAA